AGGCGCGGGCAGUCCCGGACUGGCCCGCUCCGCGGGGCGAUCGCGCAGAUGGCGGCGCUGGCGACAGUGGCUAAGAAGGUGUGGAGCGCGCGGCGGCUGCUGGUGCUGCUGUUCACGCCGCUCGCGCUGCUGCCGGUGGUCUUCGCCCUCCCGCCCAAGGAAGGUCGCUGCCUGUUCGUCAUCCUGCUCAUGGCGGUGUACUGGUGCACAGAGGCCCUGCCCCUCUCGGUGACGGCCUUGCUGCCCAUCAUCCUCUUCCCCUUCUUGGGCAUCCUGCCCUCCAACAAGGUCUGCGCCCAGUACUUCCUGGACACCAACUUCCUCUUCCUCAGCGGUCUGAUCAUGGCCAGCGCCAUCGAGGAGUGGAACCUGCACCGGAGAAUUGCCCUCAAGGUCCUGAUGCUCACUGGGGUCCAGCCGGCCAGGCUCAUCCUAGGGAUGAUGGUGACCACGUCCUUUCUGUCCAUGUGGCUGAGCAACACGGCCUCCACUGCCAUGAUGCUGCCCAUCGCCAGCGCCAUCCUGAAGAGUCUCUUUGGCCAGGAGGUUCGUAAAGACCUCAGCUGGGAGAGUGAAGAGAAAGCAGCUGCUGUGCGGAAAAACGGCCUGCAUACUGUGCCCACGGAGAUGCAAUUUAUUGCCGGCACAGAAGACAAAGACUGUCCUGAGGAGGCGGAGGCUCCAACGGAUCUGCAGGCUAACUCUAAGAAGGAGGAGGAAUAUCGCAGGAACAUCUGGAAGGGCUUCCUCAUCUCCAUCCCCUACUCGGCCAGCAUCGGGGGCACCGCCACCCUCACGGGCACGGCCCCCAACCUCAUCCUGCUUGGCCAGCUCAAGAGUUUCUUCCCACAGUGCGACGUGGUGAAUUUCGGCUCCUGGUUCGUCUUCGCCUUCCCUCUUAUGCUGAUGUUCCUGUUGGUGGGCUGGCUCUGGAUCUCCUUCCUGUAUGGAGGGAUAACCCUGAGGGGCUGGAGGAAGAAGAAAUCUGAGAUCAGAAGUGAUGCAGAAAGUAGGGCUCGAGCCAUGAUUCAGGAGGAAUUCCAGAACCUGGGGCCCAUCAAGUUUGCCGAACAGGCCGUGUUCAUCCUUUUCUGCAUAUUCGCCAUCCUCCUCUUCUCCCGGGACCCGAAGUUCAUCCCUGGCUGGGCCAGCCUCUUCACCCCUGGGUUUAUUUCUGAUGCUGUCACUGGCGUGUCCAUUGUCACCGUCUUGUUCUUCUUCCCGUCCCAAAAGCCAUCUCUCAAGUGGUGGUUUGACUUUAAAGCUCCCAACACAGAGACAGAGCCCUUGUUGACGUGGAAGAAGGCUCAGGACACGGUGCCCUGGAACAUCAUCCUUCUCCUGGGAGGGGGCUUCGCCAUGGCCAAAGGCUGUGAGGAGUCGGGGCUAUCCGCAUGGAUUGGUGGGCAGCUGCACCCCCUGGAGAAGGUGCCACCAGCGCUGGCCGUGCUGCUCAUCACUGUGGUUGUCGCCUUCUUCACAGAGUUUGCCAGCAACACGGCCACUAUCAUCAUCUUUCUGCCUGUCCUGGCGGAGCUGGCCAUCCGUCUGAGGGUGCACCCCCUGUAUCUGAUGAUCCCCGGCACAGUCGGCUGCUCCUAUGCCUUCAUGCUUCCAGUCUCGACGCCCCCCAACUCAAUCGCCUUCGCCUCUGGACACUUGCUGGUCAAAGACAUGCUGUAUAAUGGGCCUCGAGCAGACCCCCCCUCACCCUGGGCUCCAUUGCAGGCGCGGACGGGACUCCUGAUGAACGUGAUGGGCGUCCUGCUGCUCAGCUUGGCCAUGAAUACUUGGGCACAGACCAUCUUCCAGCUGGGCACCUUCCCGGACUGGGCCAACAUCCACCUAAGCAAUGUCACAGCACUGCCAUCCACCUUGGCCAAUGACACAUUUCAGACCCUCUGAGUCCCCCUCAGGUACUCUCUUCGGGCUGGGCUCUCAUCUGCUGCCAGGACCCUACAGGAUGAUCAAGCAAUUCUUCUCUGUGAUCCAGUACGCAGCAAGCGAGGGUGCGUUCCAGUGGUCCACUUGGGUCCACAGUCUCGUUUUCUAGGAUACCUUCUCCUCUGUCAUGCAGUUCAGGGUGCAGCUACCUCCCAGAUCUGCUGCCUGAGCAACAAGCUCCUUUAUCUCUGAGCUGUUCUGUGGUUAGGAUGCAAGAAAGCCCAAUUUCAGCAACAAGAAGCAAAUCUGGAAUGGCGUUUGUCUUGAAUAGGUAGGGUGGGAAGCACAGCUAGCAUCCCUCACUGACUACACGAGUUACCAUCUGGAGAGACCAUCUUGCCUUUAGAGAUCACCUUCCUUCAAGAGACUCUGGGGCUGCUGUGUCCCAGUCCAGCUGUUCCAGCAGUUCACAGCUGGUGUGCGCUCUGCUUGGUGGGGGCCAAUUCUCUGCCAGUUAUUCAAAUAUCACCCCUGCUGAUACCCAGCAGCCAGGGGUAUUUUCAAUCCCUGGAUACAGGGGGAGGGACAGAUGACAUCCUGAGGACAUGGAGAUCGUGCAAAGCCUCCUUGCUGCUUCUCCGGGCUCCCGAGCGCACAAGAGGAGUUCUAGACCUUUCUACCCAAGCUUAUUAGGAUUUUCCUGUUCAGUCUGAUUCAGUGUGGCCACAGUUCCAGGGUCAGGCCAAGUCUGGGCCAUGCCCUCUCACAGGUGACCCAUGGCCCCUCCAGCCAGGCCCCUUCCGCACGUGGCCCACAGGGGCCUUCGUGACUGCAGGCUUCUUCCUCUUCCAGGAGCUGGUCUUUACCUCCCUGCCCCGACCCGAAGCGGUAAGCAUGUUUGAUUAGCAAAGGCCACAUUUUCAGGGGUGAGAGAAAAGUCAAAAGAUAAAUUGGGGCCUUGUAAGAGGUCAAAUGUCUCAGGCAGGGAAACACCAUAAUCCUCUUCUACAGACGAGGACAACUUAAGACUUCCCCUGAGCCAGUGGCUGGUGGGGCCUGUCCUAGAGGAUCUGAUCCCUCCUUGCUUCAAGUAGGAACAUCUCGAAAAGGCACCGGCUGAGGGGCCCAGAAAGCUCACCUCCCCGACUUCCUAUGCCUCUGAGGGAUGAGGUUCCCCAAGCAGCUCGGGCUGGGAAGCAGCACCCAGGGACUGAACUUGUUCUUGAAACAGCACAAGUGAGUCAUGGAUAUUCCCCUGGGAGCAGUGGGGAGGAGGGAGAAUGGGCUCCCUUUCCUUCCCGUGGGGUUACUUCAAUAUUUAGGCACAGUUACAGCCCUAUUGGAUGGGGCAGUGGAGAAAUUCAUUCACAGAGAAACCCAAGGGGCUUAUAACCGGAUGAAUGGUGAUUUCAAAUACUUCUGAUUGAAAAUUCUAUAAAAUAAAGAAUGUUAAUCAACCCUGGGCCUGGAGAUUAUUUGCCUUUGUGGCCAUAAAAGAGCUUCAAAGCCCUAAGUUCUGGAACUGGGGGUUUCACAGAAUUGACCUCCCUGACCUCACUUCCUUACUGCUCUCCCCUCUCCACUCUACUCCAGCCACAUACUCAAACUCUCCUGCCUCUGGGCCUUUGCACAUGCUGUUUCCGUUACCUAGAACACUUUGCUCCCAAAUAUAUGCUUGUUUCUCACUUUAUUCAGGUCUCUGCUCAAAUGUCACCUCCCCAGAGAAGCUUCCCUGACCAUCAAGUCUAAAAUAUCACCCUCAUUACUUUUUAUCCCCUUAUCCUGCUAUAUUUUUCUCCUUAAUAUUUAGUCAGGACACUGUAUUAUUUACUUUCUUGUUUAUUAACUUUCUCUCCCUCUAGAAAA
Messenger RNA from Globicephala melas (long-finned pilot whale), 3750 nucleotides. RefSeq names its product solute carrier family 13 member 3 (gene SLC13A3). Lineage: Eukaryota; Metazoa; Chordata; Mammalia; Artiodactyla; Delphinidae. Gene Ontology annotation, biological process: citrate transport; transmembrane transport. The record is from RefSeq and is a predicted model, not a curated record. Gene Ontology annotation, cellular component: membrane. Gene Ontology annotation, molecular function: succinate transmembrane transporter activity; sodium:dicarboxylate symporter activity; citrate transmembrane transporter activity.